AUGUCAAGACAAUCAUCUAUAACUACUACAAAUUUAUCACCAUUUCAAGGGAAAAUUCAACAUGAUUAUGGAAUUUAUGUUUUUAAUGAAUCUUCAAUGGAAAAAAGAUUACCACCAUCAACAUUUAAAACAAUUAAAAAAUUAUUAAUUAAUGGUGGUUCAUUAACAGAAUCAGAAGCAGAUGUUGUUGCAUUUGGAAUGAAAGAAUGGGCAGAAGAACUUGGAGCUGUUUGUUUUGCACAUUGGUUUCAACCAUUAACUUCAAAAUCAGCAAAAAAAUUUGAUUGUUUUUUGAAUAUUAAAAAUAGAAUUUCUUCACAUGCAUCUCAUUUAAUGUCAGAAUUUAGUGGUAAACAAUUAAUUAAAGGAGAACCUGAUGGUUCUUCUUUCCCUAAUGGUGGAUUAAGACAAACAUAUCAAGCAAGAGGAUAUACUGCUUGGGAUUAUACAUCUCCAGUAUUUGUUGUAAAAGAUCAAUUAGGAGGAUGUUUAUAUAUUCCAGCAGUAUUUUGUUCUAUCUUUGGAUUAUCACUUGAUGCAAAAACUCCAUUAUUAAGAAGUGAACGUGCAUUAAGUUCUUCAGUUGAAAAAUCAUUAAAAUAUUUAGGAGGAAGUAAAGGUCCUAUUAAAUGUACUAUUGGAUUAGAACAAGAAAUGUUUAUAAUUGAUAGAGAUAUAUAUCAACAUCGACCUGAUUUAAUUACAUGUGGAAGAACUCUUAUUGGUAAAAGACCAUCAAGAACACAACAAAUGAAAGAUCAUUAUUGGGGAAUAAUGCCACAAAGAAUACUUAAUUGUUUAGAUGAUAUUAGAGAUGAAAUGUGGAAAUUAGGUGUUCCUGUAUGUACUAUUCAUAAUGAAGUAGCACCAGCUCAAUAUGAAAUUGCACCAAUAUUUGAACAAGCUGGAAUAGCUUGUGAUCAUAAUAUUCUUUUAAUGGAAGAAACACAAAGAAUAGCUAAAAGACAUAAUCUAGAAGUAAUUUUUCAUGAAAAACCAUUUUUAGAUGUUAAUGGUUCUGGUAAACAUGUUAAUUGGAGUAUUUUUUCUGGAGAUGAAGGAUUAUUAAUUCCUGGUGAAACAGAAGAUCAAAGAAGAAGAUUUUGUUUUUUUCUUGCUGCUGUUAUUCAAGGAGUUGAUAAUCAUGCUGAUGUUUUAAGAGCAUCUGUAUUAACUGCUGGUAAUACACAUCGUUUAGGAGGUUUUGAAGCACCUCCAGGAAUUAUUAGUAUCUUUUUAGGUGAUGUAAUACAAACAUUAAUUGAUUCUAUUACUAAUAAUACUAAUGAAACUAUUGAAAAAAAGACUUUAAUUGAUUUUCAUCUUGAGAUGCUUCCUAAAAUAACAAGAGACCAAAGUGAUAGAAAUAGAACUUCUCCAUUUGCAUUUAUUGGAAAUAGAUUCGAAUUUAGAGCUGUUGGUUCUGAACAAAAUGCUGCUUGGCCUAUUACAGUAUUAAACACAAUUGUUGCUGAAUCUAUUGAAUAUAUGGUAAAUCAAAUAGAAAAGAAGAUUCUUGAUGGAAAAAUUGAAAAAAAUGCAGUUGAUGAAGUUAUUAAAGAAACAAUAAUUCUCCACAAAAAGAUUGUUUAUAAUGAAGAUUGUUAUGAUAAUAAGUAUAGAAAAAUAAUGGAAAAUAAUGGAAUUAUUGAAAUAAAAUCUAUGGAUAUGGCAUUAGACGCAUUAUCUAAAAGUAAAGAAAUGUUUAAAAAUACUACUGUACUAAGUGAAGAAGAAGUUAAUGCAAGAGUCAGUAUAUUAGGUGAAGCAUAUGUAACAACUUCUUUAAUUGAUAUCAACCAAUUAUUAGAUAUGGUAGAUCGUGAAAUUAUUCCUACUGUUAUGGACGUAUUAGCUAAUGAAAAAAAACAAGCUCAGAUUAUUGCCUCAUCAUUUAUUAAUAAGAGAAUUGAAAAUAUGUUGGAAUGCUUUAAUAAAAUGCUCUUCUUUGUUGAUCUCUUAAAAGAAAAAAGAGAUAAAAUCAUAAAUUCAUCAUGUAUUGUUGAGGCAAAUGAAGCAAUGAAUACUAUCAAUGAUGUAAGAUUUUAUAUCGAUAAACUUGAAGGCUUAAUUCCACAGAAACAAUGGCCUUAUCCAUCUUAUGAAACUUUAUGGAAUACUCAUUGUUAA
Messenger RNA from Entamoeba dispar SAW760, 2130 nucleotides. RefSeq names its product glutamine synthetase, putative. The coding region runs from base 1 to 2130 and encodes 709 amino acids. The record is from RefSeq and is a predicted model, not a curated record. Lineage: Eukaryota; Evosea; Mastigamoebida; Endamoebidae. Gene Ontology annotation, molecular function: glutamine synthetase activity. The transcript has a single exon.